AUGGAGGGGAUGCGGUUUUUGGUAUUAGUCAGUUACAGCAAGGUGAGGCGCCAGAGGGCGGACGCGGCGCUAGCGAGGGAGGAGGAGACGGCGGCUGUGUAUAGGCAUCCGAGUAGCAGGAGCAGCAGCACGAGCGUGGAUGAAUGGUGGCGGCAUCGCAGGGCGGAGGAGCCAGACUGGCAGCCGCUGCUCGAUCCGAUAGCGGAGGAGGAGCGACGGCCGCUGCUGGAUCCAAUACCGGAGGAGGGAGACGACGCCGCGGUCAAGGAGGCGCGUCUGAAUGCUGCCGCCGUGAAGAGGAAGAAACCUCGAAGAUCAGUCUCCUUGGCGGCCGCAAUGGCGGUGGCGCGCUCCUGGAUCAAAAGGUGAUCAUCUCUUCUCGCUCUCUAUUUCCCUCUCCGUCUCUCGAUAUGAGGAGGGGUUGUGAUUUUUUAGGAAUCUGGAAGAUAACCUCUGCUCCUUCCCAACCAACGCAGGGAAUUCGUCGUUGAAUGGGCUUCCCGACUUCCGUUCCAUGGAUCAUGAGAUUCUGAGCCGUACGAUAAAGGCAAGAUGA
Molecule: messenger RNA, 556 nt
Organism: Spirodela intermedia
Lineage: Eukaryota; Viridiplantae; Streptophyta; Magnoliopsida; Alismatales; Araceae
Source: the annotation of a GenBank genome assembly